Pelagomonas calceolata is the source of this 2124-nucleotide messenger RNA. NCBI's taxonomy places the organism in Eukaryota, Pelagophyceae, Pelagomonadales, Pelagomonadaceae. The record is from the annotation of a GenBank genome assembly.
GCACGCGGGCGCGCGCGGAUUUGCACGCUUAGCUGCCAUCGUGCGCUGCCUGAGCUUCGAUCUCGGACGCCGCGGUCUCUUUCGAACCACUCGAGGGUCCAGCAGAUCCAGCAGUCGCGCAGCGGUCGCUACACCGAGCUUUCAAAACAAGCUCUGCCAAAGCCAUCCAAAUCUGUUGCAGCGCUUUCGAGCGCUUUCGAGCGAAUCCAGUCAAAACAUGCCCCGCCAGCAAGCCUAUUCAACGAUAGACGGCAGCACGCCGAGCCGCCGCCGCAAGGCGCUCCUCGCCAUAACGGGAGCCGGCGCGCUCAUGCUCGUGGCCGCUCUCGCGUUCAACGUGCCCGACGCCCUCCGAGGCGCGAUCGAGGACCCCAAAGCCGCCGAAGCCUUGCAGAAGGAUGUGUUGACGGGAGACACCUGGGCCGCCCCGGAGGCGAAGAAACGGUGUGAUUGGAUCUCAAAUCAUUACGCAGACAAAGACAGCAAAUUAUCAAAGGACGACCUCCACACGAAGUACAAGGCCCAGGGCAAGGACGCGAAUUCGUUUUAUCGAGCGACCGCGGACUUGUUCUGGCACGACUUUGUCAAUGGCGGGUGGGGCGAGUUUGACCUGUUGCGAUUGGCGGACCCUCUGAAGGACGGCUCGCCUUUACAAAGGACGUCGACCUGGACCUGGGUGACCGGCGACCAGCACCUGUCGAACUUCGGAGCGUUUCAUGCUAGGGAUGGGGACGUGGUCUACGGGAUGAACGAUUUUGACGAGGCGGUAUGUGUCCCGUGUCUUAUUACGCCAUCGACGCGACUCGUGUCCAUCUCACAAUGAAGUGGUUGGUCUCUUCUUCGAUUUUGGGCCGAUUCGGACCGCGUCGAUGGCGUCACCGAGAGCGCCUCGAAACACCAACGCCGCGCAGGUCAUCUACGACUUCCAGGUCGACGUCUGGAGGGUGGCCGUUUCCAUCUACAACCACGCCCUGACCAACGGCCUCACGGAAGCGAAGGCCGAGAGUGCGGUGGAGACCUUCUGCGAAGCGUACGUCGAGGUCGUCAAGGGCUACGUGGGCAACGAGGAUGCUGAAUUGUUUGAAGUGAAGGCGAGUACGACGCCGAAAGAUACCGCGUUGCAUAAAUUCCUGAAGAAGAUGCAAGAAAAAGACGAGGACAAGGCCGUCAUCAAAUUUACUGAAAGAACUUCCAGUGGAUUGAAAUUCGUCAAGUCGAAAGAUACGUCUCUGGAAGAACUUCCCGAGGACAUCGAAACUAAAAUCCGAGAAGGCUUCGCGAAGGAGGGCUACCCGGCGACGCUGCCCAAGGUCGCGUGGCACGCUCUUGAAUACAGUCCUGCUUCAUUCAAAGUUUUAGAUGUAGCAAGAAGAGUCGGGUCGGGCAUCGGCUCCUUCGGCGUGGACCGAUUCUACGUCCUCUUAGCGGGCGAGGAGCGCCCGGCGGCGGCCGACGACGAUGCGUAUGAUGUGCCGAGUGACGAUAGAGCUGCGGAGGAAGAUAAGCACUCGAGACGAGCGGUCAUCUUGGAUGUGAAGGAAGAACCGAGCCCAGCGGCCCGGGACGCCUUCGAGGCGACGUCUGGUAAGACUGGUGAUGCGGCCUGGUUUGACCACCUCUUCAAAAAUCAAGCUGCUAGAGCGGUCAAAGCCCAGAGAGCCAUUACGUCACUCACGGACCCCUACGCGGGCUGGGCCAAGAUCGACGAGCGAGAUUUCGUCGUGAGGGAGCGGUCGCCGUACAAGGCGUCCUUCGACUUAGAUGAAUUAGAUACCUAUCAAGACUUCGCCGAGUACGUGGAACAGAUCGCGGCGGCGACGGCCACGUCUCAUGUGCGCGCGUCGGUGGGCAAGGCGCCGGCGCACUUCAAGGAAGUGAUCGACGCCGCUUUAGGGACGUCGUACGCGCGCAUGACGUGGGCCGACUCCGUCGCGCGCGUGGCCAAGGAGUACCGGGAGCAGGUGCUCCUGGACUACGAGUGCUUCUUCGAGUACGCGAACAGCACGGUUGGGCCUUUAUAGCAAGGGGUGUCGACACUUCUAAGCACAAUAAUUAAAACCUAUAGAAACCUCCACGCCAUAGAUGGCGUCGCGGCGACGUGCGGCGCGGCCGUCAAAGUAAAAC